GUCAUGACGCGUGCUGGGAACUUGUUGAAGCCAUGAACUUUAAAACGAGCAAGCUAGCUAAAACUGAUGUUAGCAGACAAAGUAUGGCAAUGACUGGCCAGAGCUCGUGUGCCUCUAUGAGUAACCACACCAAGGAACGGGUCACCAUGGCUAAAGUGACCUUGGAGAAUUUCUACAGUAAUCUCAUUGCUCAGCAUGAGGAGCGAGAGAUGAGACAGCAAAAGUUGGAGAAGGUGAUGGAUCAGGAGGGCCUGGCAGAUGAAGAGAAAUGCAUGCGCCGUUCUGAGCAUGCACGGAAGGAAACAGAGUUUCUGCGUUUAAAACGCACACGGCUGGGACUGGAGGACUUUGAGUCCUUGAAGGUGAUUGGCAGAGGAGCGUUUGGAGAGGUUCGUCUGGUGCAGAAAAAAGACACUGGCCAUGUCUAUGCCAUGAAAAUACUCCGUAAAGCUGACAUGUUGGAGAAAGAACAGGUGGGUCAUAUCCGUGCCGAGCGGGACAUCCUGGUGGAAGCAGACAGCUUGUGGGUGGUCAAAAUGUUCUACAGCUUCCAGGAUAAGAUGAACCUCUACCUCAUCAUGGAAUUUCUCCCCGGAGGAGACAUGAUGACCCUAUUGAUGAAGAUGGACACUCUGUCAGAAGAAGCCUCUCAGUUCUACAUUGCAGAAACGGUGCUGGCCAUCGACUCCAUCCACCAGCUGGGUUUCAUCCACAGAGAUAUCAAACCUGACAACCUGCUGCUCGACGCCAGAGGUCACGUGAAGCUCUCGGACUUUGGCCUGUGCACAGGAUUGAAGAAGGCUCACCGCACAGACUUCUACAAAAAUCUGAACCACAGCCUGCCCAGUGACCUCAGUAAGCAAACCUUUCAGAACAUGAACUCUAAGAGGAAAGCAGAGACCUGGAAGAGGAACAGGAGGCAGCUGGCUUUUUCCACAGUGGGAACCCCAGAUUACAUCGCUCCAGAGGUCUUCAUGCAGAAUGGAUACAACAAGCUGUGUGACUGGUGGAGCCUUGGUGUCAUUAUGUAUGAGAUGCUGAUAGGUUACCCUCCGUUCUGCUCGGAGACACCUCAGGAGACCUACAGAAAAGUGAUGAACUGGAGAGAGACUCUCACCUUUCCUCCAGAAGUACCAAUAUCAGAGAAGGCUAAAGACCUCAUUCUCAGGAUCUGUUGUGAGGAGGAGCACAGAAUUGGUGCUGCAAGUGUGGAGGAGAUAAAAUCCAACCCUUUCUUUGAGGGGGUGGACUACGACCAUAUCAGAGAAAGGCCUGCUGCCAUUCCAAUAAAUAUCAAAAGCAUCGAUGACACAUCCAACUUUGAUGAAUUCCCUGACUCGGAUAUCCUCACUCCAACAACCACCCAAGUGCCCAAUCACACUGAGGCUGAUCUGAAGAACAAGGACUGGGUCUUCAUAAACUACACUUACAAACGCUUUGAGGGUUUGACAGCUCGAGGAGCCAUCCCAUCCUACAUGAAAUCAGGGAAAAGAUGAGCACCUUCUUACUGGCUCUUACCGAACCCUGAAUGAGUCGUCCGAGCUGCUGCUGCUGUGUAAAAACAGACCUCUGCUCAUUUAUGAGAGCAGCACCAAGCAGAUAAAUACCACAGCUCAUCCUCAUUCGUUGCUUUCCAUAGGAACUUUCAUCGAAACUUGCUGCCUUCACUUUGUUUAAAGCUUCUGUUGGUACCUCUCCACUUUUUGUCAACGCAGACGGAACUGGGAAUAGCAAGAUUUCUUACUUAUGCACCAAUGGAUGGUAUUGUUUGUCUCCAGAUAACCAGCAUCAUUUACAUUCCCUCUCUGUACCAGCAUCAUCCUGUUGGAUCUACCAAGGGCUCUUCCAAACCAGAACAUUCUGUCCUUGAAUUGUUCUGGGGACUUUUAUCAACUCAAUCAUGGCAUUACGUUGUCACUUUGAAGUGAAUCGGGUGCUCUUCAGAGAUUCUAUCUACAUUACUUUUUCUUUUUUUUUGAACAUCACCUAACCAAAGACUAAAUGACGUUUCUGCUUGAUCUUCCUCUUGGAAUGUUUUCUAACUCCAAGUAUAUAUUUUUCUAGAAUCCAGAUUUGCACGAUUUGCUCUUUAACAAAUGCAAAAGUAGGUGGAUUAUGCAUUUUGUGGAACAAACAAAAGUCUUGUUACAUUUUUGUGAUAAAGCAUGUAACCUUUAGCACCUUAGAUGAUGUGGAUGAGACUCAUGCACAGUUGGGCCUCCAUCUUGUUAGAUUCUGUUUUGGGUAGAGAUUUGUUUGUGGUGCUCCAGGAUGCAGUUUUAUAAAUAUUAUUUUUUAACAAUUGGGGGGAUUUCAUUAUUUGUUUUAAUCAGGCAGCAGCUGAAAUCCUCAGGAAGUUAAUAGCACUGCUAUAAAAAUGAGAAAGGCUUUAACUUGGAGUUCUUCUUAUUUCAUAGUUUAGCAAGUUUGUCAAAUGAAACAAAGAAUAUUUGAAAGAACUUCCAGGAAUACUUAUUUACUCUAAGAAAUUUGCAAUUUUUUUCUGCUCAAAGAAACUAAUCCCAGACCAACUUACACACAACUGAAUUUAUUUCAGAAACUAAACAGCUUGGACAGAAGACCAGAAACCUGCACUUAUAGGAAACAAUUUGGCCCGCUUCCAUCUGAGGAAGGUGGUACAUAGUAGUUCUAUCAGCAUGUAUAAAAUAUUCCUAACAUGCGUAACGUUCAGAUGCAGAUCUCUGAACUCUCUGUGCCAUGACUCGCACAAUUAAUCGGAGGGAAUAAUUUCAAUUAAAAGGGUUCAUUUGAUUGGUUGAUGAAUGCUUGAUAGGAGCUAGGUUUGUCACGAUACUAAAAUUUCACACUGGUUACAGAUUCCAAGGGUGUAUUCACACCUGCCACUUUUGGUCUGCUUUAAACAGACCAGAGUUCGUUUCCCUCUUGGUUCACUCAAGCGAUCCCUGGUCCGGACCAAACAACCGGACCGAGAUCCACUUUUUGAGGCAGUCCUUGUCUGAUUUCUUACGAACUCUACAGUGGUUUGCUUCUGUUGUAAAUACAAACCAGUAGUUUCUGACCCAACUACAGAAAACAUCAGCCUUUUGGACUUAACAAGCCACUGUAGCUCUGAACGCUAGACUGAAAUCUUACCUGAACCGUACUUUGUUGCUUAGCAACGCUUGGCUUGCAGCACGCAUUCUCCAACUGGGUUCCAAAAUUAUAAAUAGAAUGUUGCACAACCUGUGUUGAAUGAGCUGCUCCUGACCCUCACAAUGACAUUAUAACUGUAACAAUGAAACAAACAUGUAGAACGGAGGUGCUGCAUGCAGGACUUCCGCAGUUAAAUCCUUCCAUUUUCCGGUCGGUGCUCUGUCCCGCCCCCGUCAUUUCUGUCCAAUGGGAGCAGUUGAUCAUCACCUGUUGUUUAAAAUUAAUAGUUUACUUGCAAAAAGUACAAUGUGAAAGCAAACCGCACCUAAAGAAAAAAAACGGUCCGCUUUCGGUCCGGACCAAAGUACUUACCUGGUGUUAAUACAUCCUAAGAAAAAUACUUCACACCAUUUUUAAUACAGUGGCUCCUUUUAUUGAAGGCACAAAAUUCUUUCUAGUUAAGAGCAAAAAAUAUAGUUAGUUACCAUAUGACAAUGGUUUAACUUCCUUCAUUGGGAAAAAACCAAUACGUUGGGAACAAUCCAGGCCUUAUUUAGAAAAAUAUAUAAUUUAAAAGUGUCACUUCCCUGUUUGGCAAAACCAUAGAAUAGAUAACACUUAGUUUUAAUGUUAAUAACCAUUAAAUAUGUACCUUUGAUUCAGUUGUGCAAUUAUGUUAAUAAUUGCUUAUCUACAGUGUGCCACUGUGUGCUUCCAUUUGCCUGUUAAUUUGCUGUUGAUACAGAUAAAUUUUACUACUGAGGCCAAAUAAAGGAUCAAUCUGUACUGAAAUAAAUAGUUUCAAAACAAACAUGGAUCUGUGCAUACAAAGCAUAGUUUUAUAGUACAAACAAGAAUCUGGUCCAUAUUAGUGAUCAACUACAGCAGCUGGGUGGGUUGCCAUGGGUUUCUUCUUUCUGCUUUGUGAGCUUCAGUCUGGCUCAACUACCUGUUAUUAGCCACAUUAAACUCCUGCUAAUGCCUUUACAACUUAUUGGGGGGGGGGUCAUUGCUUCACUAUUUAGUAGCUAACUGAGCCGUCAGCUGAUUAACAUUGUCCUGCGUUAAUUUGUACUACAGUAGAAUGGAGCUUUUCGUGCUUUUAACUCUGCUCCUUGGAAGUGCAUCUUGACUGGCGAGCUCCAACUGACAGAUCAUCAGUAUUUAGCCUUCUGUGUUCAUUUAGCUACAUUUUAAACAAAUAGCAUUAGUUUAUUUCGUCAGGAAGGUUUUUUACUCAAUUUGGGGAAAUGAGAAAAUCAGUUUUUUUUGAAAACCCUAAUUGGAGCUAAACAAAUGUCUGUAAAGAGAAAAAAAAUUAUUUGUUUGGAAAUAUGUUUUGGCCCAAAAUAUAAAUUGCAGUUCUUUUCCUUUUAUUAAAAAAAAGGGUAAAACGUUAAUUGUACAAGUUAACACAUGUAAAGUUAGGGUCAGAAUUCAACCCUUAUUCAUACAUUGGCAUAUUCUGAUUUAAAGUAAUUUUUACAUUUUACCAACAUAUUUCUGACUGUGGCUAAUAUUAGUGACCCAACUCCCAUUUCCAAAUUGAUGCUCCUGUGAUAGGAGGCGUUUAAUUUUCAAUCAGAAGGAAAUUUCUUGGUUUUAAUAAAACAAGACAUUAAAUCUACCAGGAGUAUUAAUUAUUUUGAGCAUAAUUGCAUAAGUGAAAAUUGAAACAAAAGUUUUGCUCCCACAUGAAUAUAGUUUAUAGCUGAAGAAAGUUUCAGAUUUUUCCCUCCAUUCCUGUCCCUUUGUGUUGCUGUAGCCCUUUACAGUAGGCUUCUCCUGCUCACAGCAUUCAUGGAGUAACCCUGUCCUCACUUUGGCUUCAUUGAUGAAACAUUUGCUGAGGUCUGAUUGUGUUAAACUGUCAGGGAGAAUUUUCUACUAUCAUGUCAUUUGGCUCUCUGAGAAUAUGCAUGUGUACUGGUUUGGUUCAAAAAUAUCCUCCUGAUAGUUAACUGCAGCAACUACCAUCCAGUGUGGAUGGAUCUUUAGUAGCACAGGGCUGAAAACCUUCCAGUAAACACGAUAUCCAAAAUGCUGUCCUUUUUACAAAUGAAUGUAAAUGAACUUUUUACAGUUUGAUUUUUUUUACCCACAAGAGUUUAAAUAUGUUGUAAAUGAAGCCUGGACCAUGUAGGUUUCAUUUUAUUUGUAGUUUGACACUUUAAGGUAUGAUGUAAAUAACUCUGGAAGCCCAUUUCUGCCAGGUGGCACCAGCAGGCAGACAAAUUCUGAGAAGUCCAAUGUUUAGAUUUUGUCUGCCUAUAAAUUGAUAAAGAAAAAUGUUGAGAAGGUGACAAUCUGACAUCCCCAGUUAUGUAAAGACAGAAAUGUGGAUCUUUUAGUCAGAUUUAGGUUUUCAAUCUUUCUCCUGUUCAGCAGGAAUGGUCUUCCGUAUCAGCUAUGGGUAGAGUGUAGAUGGGAAGCAGCAUAUUAUACUAUGUUUUAGAGAAGCAUGUGGUGGAGCUUUUUAUUUAAUUAUAUAUUUCUUUUUUUAACUGUUUGUGCUGUUGAUGAGCUCACUCUUUUCAGGCUUUAACCAAACAGCAACAUGUACGCUGCAAGCAAUACAACACAUGGAGUGUGUUCUGAAAAUCUGUGCGUGACAUUUUAUUCUCCGAGACGAGAUGACGUUCUGUGGGAUGUGGAUCUUUGAGUUUUUUUUGGCUAAAGUUGCCCAUGUGUGCAUGUAACAUAUGUCUGAGCAGAACGGAUGGAUUUGGGAAGCUGAGUGUAAAAUAUUUAAACUACUUGGUGUGUAUUGUGUGACUGGUGUAUUGUUUUCUGCUAUUUGACAAUGAAUUACUCUGCACUUAG
Molecule: messenger RNA, 5937 nt
Organism: Girardinichthys multiradiatus
Lineage: Eukaryota; Metazoa; Chordata; Actinopteri; Cyprinodontiformes; Goodeidae
Gene: stk38a
Product: serine/threonine kinase 38a
Exons: 14
Coding region: 33-1496 (487 amino acids)
Biological process (GO): peptidyl-serine phosphorylation; intracellular signal transduction
Molecular function (GO): ATP binding; protein serine/threonine kinase activity
Source: RefSeq, a predicted model, not a curated record